AGUUUGACAGCCCGUGUGGUGUAUGACUGUGUAUCAUCUCGGAUAUGUUUCUUCACAAAGCAUUUGCACGAAUUGUACUUAAGCUAGCGAUUCAUAGAUUUCAUGUAAUUGCAAAAAUACUCCAGUGUUUCGUAUGAAUCGAUUGAAAUAUAUGUUUUGCUUUGUGGACGGAUGUUUGAAUCCUUUUUUGAGCAUCGAAAAUUUGAAAACAGCCCCGCAAAUUAGACGUCAAGUUGACGGCAUACGAUUGAGCAGGCGUGUUGUCACCGGAGUGGUAAACAAAAAACACAAGUAGCUUGCGAAGCACGUGUUGGCGGCCGUAGGUGCAUAUUGUACAUCUAAAUAUUACCACAAAACCGUUGUAAUAAUGGAGUCUGAUCAGGAAGACGAGGUUCCAACCGUUAAUUUUGUGCCUAGCUUACUGUUUGUGAAGCGUGGUGUGGCUAAAGCCAAUCCGGAUAAGGUUACAUUAACGCCAGCGGAGUUAGCGAGGAUCAUCAAUGAAACCAGAGAAGACCUGGAAGAAGAUGGAGCCGAGGGUAUGGAUACAUCCGACGACGAGGAAAAUGAAGACAGCCAAAGCGGAUUGGCUGAAAGAGCUAGCAGAAUGGCAGCGAAUAAUCCCGAUGGCACGAACGAAUCCGUUGAUGAGUAUAAUUUCGACGGCUACGAGCAUGAAACCGGAACGAGCGGGUUGCAUCUAAGCACGGUGGCUGUCAUUGAUCCCACGGAAAACAUCCACGACGAUGAAGAUUCGGAUGCGGAAGAUGAAGUUAUUAAACCCACGGACAACUUGAUUCUGGUAGGACACGUGCAGAACGACACGGCUUCGAUGGAAGUGUACAUUUACAACGAAGAGGAAGGCAGUUUGUACAUCCAUCAUGACUUUUUGCUGCCGAGUCCUCCGCUGUGCAUUGAAUGGCUAAGCUUUGACCCGGGAAGCGAUAAGCCGGGCAAUAUGUGCGCCAUCGGGUGCAUGGAACCGAUCAUUACGCUGUGGGAUUUGGACAUUCAGGAUUCGAUCGAACCGGUGUGCAAGCUGGGUUCGAAAGGCAACCGAAAGAAGAACCUGCCAAAGCUGGGCCACACCGAUGCCGUGUUGGAUAUUUCAUGGAACAAACAUUUGGAGCACAUUCUGGCCAGUGGAUCCGUGGACCAAACCGUGAUACUCUGGGACCUGGAGGAAGGCAUUCCGCACACCACAAUCCGCGACUUUGAGGAAAAGGUACAAACCUUAGCGUUCCACCCGAAACGCGCGGAAACGCUGCUGGCCGGAAGCUGUGAUGGCAAGGUAAAGGUGUUCGAUUGCCGCUCGACUACGGACGAGAGCAGUAGCUACAAGAUGUGGGCACUGGGGGGCGAGGUAGAGCGCGUGUGCUGGGACCACUUUAACGAGCACUGCUUCGUGGCCAGCACGAACGAUGGAAAGAUACACUACGUCGACAGUCGCCAGGAGGAACGGCCGCUGUGGACGAAGGAAGUGCACGAGCAGGAAGUUACGGGACUGGUGCUUAGCGCCCAGGUGAAGGGAAUGCUGUCGACCGCCUCGUCCGAUGGUUCGCUCAAGGUGUGGGACAUCGAUGAACGGGACGCUCGCAUGGUGUACAAGAAGAAUCCUAAGAUUGGUGUUAUCCAGUGUCUGGACGCCUGCAGCGAAAGUCCCUUCACGCUGGCGUUGGGUGGAGAUUUGAAAACGAAGAACUUUUGUGUGGUAAACUUGCUGGAUAAUGAUGUCGUGUCGAACGUGUUCAAACCCAGAUACACGGGAAACGGACCGGCCAACAGUAUUGAACCACUGACGGAGGAAAUGGAAGAUGCAAGCAUCGCAGAUGAGUAACGCAUCGUCUAUGUAAGCAAAUAAAUGUUUACUUGAAGACAAAA
This is a messenger RNA of Anopheles stephensi (Asian malaria mosquito), 1881 nucleotides long. RefSeq names its product periodic tryptophan protein 1 homolog (gene nclb). Gene Ontology annotation, cellular component: nucleus. Gene Ontology annotation, biological process: rRNA processing. The transcript is spliced from 7 exons. The record is from RefSeq and is a predicted model, not a curated record. Bases 368 to 1837 code for a protein of 489 amino acids. Lineage: Eukaryota; Metazoa; Arthropoda; Insecta; Diptera; Culicidae. Gene Ontology annotation, molecular function: protein binding.